Prorocentrum cordatum is the source of this 402-nucleotide messenger RNA. NCBI's taxonomy places the organism in Eukaryota, Dinophyceae, Prorocentrales, Prorocentraceae. The record is from the annotation of a GenBank genome assembly.
AUGCCCCGCAGACUGUCCCUGCCGCUCGUCUGGCACCUGCGGCGCUUGCCCCGCCCCGCGCAGUGCACGACGCCGGGGGCGGCGACCAAGAGCCCGCAGAGGACGCCAGGGCACGGGUCCGCGGGGAAGUCCACCCACUUCCCCCCGGAGGUCCCGAUGGACCCAAGCGACCCGGAGGCCAUCUCGAUCAAGGUCAAGCGGAUGCUCAGCGCGGACCGCCUCAACUCCGUAUUCCACCGCUUCAAGAAGGAUGGGGAGGUUCACAAAGACGCCUUAGCACCCGCUCUGACCUUCAUCGGGUACCACCCCGUAGCCGAGUGGAUCAACGAGGUGGCCGAGAAGGUUUCCGCUUACACCACCGUGGACAUCCGCGAAUUCCGCUCGAUCGUGGAACAGUACCAG